CAGGGGCCAAGGGCAAAGGCGCUGAUUGUGUUUUGACAAUCAGCAGACGGACAGUUGGAGUACUUGGAGUGCAGCAAACAUGCGGAAAAAGGUGCAGCUGGUGAUUGGCGAUAAAGUGUUGAUUGAAGAUGUCAACUUCCUCUGCGAAAUCAGUCACUUUUUUGAAGCGAUGCUUCAAGGCAACUUUGAAGAGAGCGAGAUGGACUCGAUUGAACUCACGGAUUUCAUUGAGCCGUCAGAAUUUGUCUGUUUUGAAUUAAUUUUGGAAGAGUUGAAACGAGGCAAAAGUGAUGGAGAGGAGCUUUUCAUGACGGUUUUCAGGAUCAUGUCACCCAAGUUUUUCCAAACCAUGUCAAAAAUUGUGGUCAAAGUGGACGAUCUUCCGGAAAUUGCAAUGGUCACCAUGAAGGUGGAGGAAGUUGGCGAGUACCUAAAGAUUGCUGCUGAAUUUGGCAACGACCUUUUGGCCAAGAAUAGUUUGCAAAAGGCCGUAGGUGUCUUCAGCGAAUUCCGCAAGACGCUUUGUUUUAAGCAAAUGUCAAUCAACGAGGUAAAGAUUGUGAUCUGCCAUGAAUAUCUAGAUUACAAGAGUGAGACUCAGAUUUUGCGAGCCGUCUUCGGGUGGCUGAACUUUGAUCUUGCUGGCAGGGAAGAGAAUUUUGAGGAGGCUCUGUCACUUGUCAAUUGGAAAAAAGUCACUAAAAACCAGCUCUUUUUUCUUGCUGAAAAGUCCAGGAUUGUGCAAAAAAGCGAAAAGCUAAUCGAUCUGGUUUGCGCCAUGUAUAGCAUAGAGUGGCUUCUACCAAAAGGUAAGAAGAACAAGAUCCAUUACAAGGGUGUUUGGAGUUAUCAAAGCGACAUGGAGAGCGUUGUACCAACCAAAUUACAAAAGAAAUAUCCACCUGAAAUCAUGGCGGCUGCCUCAAAUGUUCUUCAGUCGAAAGUGAAGCGAAAACCGCAGCCGCUUUGGCUCAUGAUUAAAACCAAAUUCACAAUCAAGGAGCAAUCCUUCAAUGCUGCGUUUUUCUACGACGCGCAGAAGGAAGAGUUUGCAAACAAUGUCAUUAUCACUCCGGAUUUUUUCCGCCACGUAUUCGAUAUAUACGAUUUCAAGAUCUAUCUGUUUGGAAAGGUAUAUGAAAUUGAUAAAAAUCGAGCAGUUCGACGCAGACCUAUAAAUAUCCACCAGCAAAUGUGGGAAAAUAUGAGGAACAAGAAGCAGGAUCAGUGCAUGGAAACAAUGCACUUAUGCCAUAGGCGGGAUCCAUAUAGGGUAGAACGUUUAGGAAGAAACUUUUUCAUUUCUGAUCGAGACCAUGAGCCCCUCCAAACUUUUGACUGCAAAGAUGGCUCCACAAAAACAUUAUUACUGCCGAAUUUGGAGGACAUUUUUCUGACGCAGCUCCCGAUCUGGUUCUUUUAUCCCCGCCCUUCCCGGUUUGAAAGAAGAACACCGAUCACUAUUAAUAAACCUACGAAAUCUUUUGAGAACCAACCUCUUCCUUCGAAAAUCAAGUGUCACGGUUUGUCGUCUCCCUUUUCAGACAAAUUCAGCACAGUGCUUAUCGAAUCAGAACACUUCAGCCCCAACAGUGACGGUACAUAUCAGAGCGCCACGUUUCUCGUCUCUUGCAGAAAAGUUGUUUACAUCUUGUUCAAGAACGGUCCUGACAGCUUUGGAUUUUACAAGUCGCAGGGAAGAUAUCGCGGCCUAGAGAAGCUCAAGGAUAUCACCUGUUUGGAGGCGAAGAUGGAAAAAUUGCUUGCUAAGCACUGGCCUGCUGAGAGUGAAAAAAUUGAUUUUACCAGGUCGCUCAUGAGCUUCAAAAUCAUCAACCCCGUUUGGGUGGAUGGCGUCAGGUUGAGAAAAAGCAAACAUUCAUCAGCAAUUUCUGAUUUGCUCGAUUUAGGAAAUUAUUUUUCUAAAUUUCCAUUUCCAUUGCACUGGAAAGAAGAAUUACAGGAAAUGAGUCAACAUCAGGAAAACCAAACCAGCGACAUGGAAGCUGAAUUAGUUGGAAUGCUCAUGGAGGCAUGUCAGAUCAACUGAUAUUUAUUCUUUAUUGAACUGGCUUUAAUUACCGUACCCUUGUUUAAACGUUAGUAAAUUUAUUCCAGCCCAACA
Molecule: messenger RNA, 2125 nt
Organism: Neocloeon triangulifer
Lineage: Eukaryota; Metazoa; Arthropoda; Insecta; Ephemeroptera; Baetidae
Exons: 12
Coding region: 80-2050 (656 amino acids)
Molecular function (GO): protein binding
Source: RefSeq, a predicted model, not a curated record